AUGUCAGCAGAACGGCCGUCAACACCUCCUCGGCAAAGUUUUGCUGAGCCGGGCCAACUCCCUCGUGGCCCUCUGACGCCCGAACAGCAACGAAAGAUUGAAGUGAACCGAAUGAAAGCGAAAGCCCUUAGAGAACAACGUGAAGCCGAACUGUCUCAAAGCCCAAGCUCUGCCGCUACGCCUCGUGCCGCCCAACCUAUUCAAGGAGUCAAACGUUCUUUCAACUCGAUGACCGUGGCUGAGCCUCCGGCUUCUGUGCGGGAUGCCCGUACAAACACAGUUUCUGAUCGGUCGCUCGAUGCGAUCAAACCGGCACGCAAUUUCACUCGAUACGUCGAUUAUGAUUUCAGCAAGAUGACUGAUACCAAGGGUGGCUUCCUAACGCAGGAGGAUGACCCAUUCAACAAGGCGUUGCACGUGUCGGAUGGUAGGGAGGAUCAAAAGCCGGCAAACAUGACCCAGAAGGAAUGGGAGCGUCACCAACUACUCCAGUCUUUGCGACGGAAUCGCGAAGGGCCUUUCGAGCCAGGCUUAAGUGUUCUGGACGAUAAAAGCAAGCAAAAGACAUGUCGCGAGUGUGGAAGUUUAGAAAUUGAUUGGAAGUGGGAGGAAGAGCUCCGAUGUCGCAUUUGUCAUUCGUGCAAGGAAAAAUUCCCCGAUCGGUAUAGCCUUCUCACCAAGACGGAGGCCAAGGAGGACUAUCUACUGACGGACCCUGAAUUACGGGACGAAGAGCUUCUUCCCCACCUCGAACGGCCGAAUCCGCAUAAAUCGACAUGGAAUAACAUGAUGCUGUAUCUGCGCUUUCAGGUCGAAGAAUAUGCAUUUUCGCCGAAGAAAUGGGGCUCUGCUGAGGCUCUAGAUGCCGAGUUCGAGCGACGGGAGAAUGACAAGAAGAAGCGACGAGAAGCCAAGUUCAAGACAAAGCUGCAGGACCUUAAGAAACGUACGCGCGUUGAGGCCUACCGACGAAAUCGGAAAGGAGCUUCGGGUGGAGAGUUCGGGGAUGACCUUGGCAAUAAUCGGAAGCACGUACACCAAUGGGGUCGAUCCGUUGAGAAUCCGGAAACUGGCAUCGACGUCAAGACCUGUGUGGACUGCGGCAUGGAGGUGGAGGAGCUGGAAUUCUAA
This is a messenger RNA of Penicillium atrosanguineum, 1131 nucleotides long. RefSeq names its product DNA repair protein RAD14 (gene rad14). Gene Ontology annotation, biological process: nucleotide-excision repair, DNA damage recognition; base-excision repair; UV-damage excision repair. NCBI's taxonomy places the organism in Eukaryota, Fungi, Ascomycota, Eurotiomycetes, Eurotiales, Aspergillaceae. Gene Ontology annotation, cellular component: nucleotide-excision repair factor 1 complex. The transcript has 3 exons. Bases 1 to 1131 code for a protein of 376 amino acids. The record is from RefSeq and is a predicted model, not a curated record. Gene Ontology annotation, molecular function: damaged DNA binding.